GCAUACCAAAGUCAAGCAAAAAGGAAAAAAUCCUAAGAAAGAAAGAAAACGAAAGGGAUAUAUACAUAUUUAUAGGCAUAUAUGAAAUCUCUUUAAUUUGCUAAUUUAUCAACAUCCUUCUCUCUCCAUAUAUCAUUGGUGGAACUAUUCUUUUGAUGAUGUUAUUUUCCAGUACUGUAACCAAUGUAACGAAAAUACCCUAGUCAAGCUAAUUACUUCAACAUCUUUUCUUCCUCUCUUUUCUACUUUUCUCUUUCUAUUUUAAGAAUGCUUUUUGCUUAUAACAAUCUCUCUUCACUUUUGUGAGCUCCCAUUCUUCUAUCUUUACAGAUCUCUUGUAUUUUCCAUUCUUUUAGAUCCCUUCAGCUUCUUGGAAUUUCAGGGUGAAAAUGGUGAGGCAAAAAAUCCAGAUCAAGAAGAUAGACAACUUGACAGCAAGGCAAGUGACUUUCUCAAAGAGAAGAAGAGGGCUUUUCAAGAAAGCUCAGGAGCUUUCAACUCUUUGUGAUGCUGAUAUUGGACUCAUUGUUUUCUCUGCUACUGGGAAACUUUUUGAGUAUUCAAGCUCCAGUAUGGUGCAACUGAUUGAGAAGCACAAGAUGCAGUCAGAAAGGGAAAAUAUGGAUAGUCCAGACCAACUCCAAUCUUCUAACCUUCAGUGCGAGAAGAAAACCUGUGCAAUGCUUAGCAGGGAAUUUGUGGAGAAGAAUCGGGAGUUGAGGACUUAUUAUGCUAGGCAACUUAAUGGAGAAGAGCUGCAAGGACUUGGCCUGGAGGAACUAAUGAAAUUGGAGAAGAUAGUCGAGGGAGGAAUAAGUCGUGUACUGAAGAUUAAGGGUGACAAGUUUAUGAGAGAGAUCAGUUCCCUCAAGAAAAAGGCAACUCAACUGCAGGAAGAGAAUUCACGGUUGAAACAACAAUCAGAACAGGCAAGAGUAUUGAAUGAAUUUGAGGGCCAAAAUGCAACUGAGCAAGGACAAUCGGCAGAUUCCAUCACCAAUAAUCGCAGCUUAGUCAAUAGUCAACAGGACUACAAUGACUCAGAUACUAGCCUCAAGUUAGGCUUGGCUUUUCCUUAAUGAGCUUGAUUUGACAGCGAGGGAUAUAUAUUUACUAAGGAGGAUAGUGCAGGGAUUCAAAGAGAAAAUGGUGGUGUGCUAGAAACAGGGAAAUUGAAAGUAGGACCUGGUCCCUUAGAGGAAAUUUGAGAACCUGGUUCCUCUAAGAAAAAGCAAAAGGUUAAAGAAUUUGGAUUUGGAAAGGCAGAAAAACUUGAGGGUUCAAAAGGUGUUACUGGGAAGAGUGUUUGACUAUGAAAUUGUUGACAAGCAUGGGAUGAAAGAGCCGUUGGAGAUAGUCGAGUUUCAAAAAUGGGAUCACUUGUUUAUCUCUCCUG
This is a messenger RNA of Lycium ferocissimum, 1396 nucleotides long. RefSeq names its product MADS-box protein SVP-like. Gene Ontology annotation, biological process: positive regulation of transcription by RNA polymerase II. Lineage: Eukaryota; Viridiplantae; Streptophyta; Magnoliopsida; Solanales; Solanaceae. The record is from RefSeq and is a predicted model, not a curated record. The transcript has 9 exons. Gene Ontology annotation, molecular function: protein dimerization activity; RNA polymerase II cis-regulatory region sequence-specific DNA binding; DNA-binding transcription factor activity, RNA polymerase II-specific. The coding region runs from base 390 to 1079 and encodes 229 amino acids. Gene Ontology annotation, cellular component: nucleus.